AGGAAGGAGGGAGGGAAGGAAAGCCGCCCGGCCGUCUCGGGUGCUGCGGAGGCGGCGGCGGCUGCCAUGGAGAACCCGGUGGAAAGCCUCCACAAGGAAGCCACUUGCUCCAUCUGCCUGGAGUAUUUCCGCGACCCGGUCUCCAUCGCUUGCGGGCACAGCUUCUGCCGGGGGUGCAUCGGGCAGUGCUGGAAAGAGCGGAGCACCAAUUUCUCCUGCCCUCAGUGCCGGGAGGUGGCCCUGCAGAGGAAUUUCAGGCCCAACCGGGAACUGGGCAAUGUCGUGGAAAUCACCAAGCGGCUCGGUUUGCGCGCCCUGGAGGCGACCGGAGGAGGAGGAGGAGAGGGCCAAGCGGUGUGCGAGAAGCACCGGGAGGCGCUGAAGCUCUUUUGCACCGAGGAGGAGGAGCUCAUCUGCUGCAUCUGCCGGGAGUCCCGAGCUCACCGAAGCCACGCCGUGUUUCCUGUAGAGGAAGCAGCCCAGGAUUAUAAGAAGGAAAUCCAGAUCCGGUUGCAGAGCUUGAAGGAAGAAACAGAGAAACUCCUAGAAUUAAAUCUGGCUGGAGAACUUAGACACCAGGACUAUCUGAGGCAAGCAGAAGCUGAGAGACAGAAGGCUUUGUCUGAAUUUGAGCAAAUGCAUCGCUUUCUGGAGGAGCAGGAAAAACUCCUGCUGGCUCAGCUGAAUGAGCUGGAGAAGGAGAUUGUCAAGCAUCAGAAAGAACACAGCACAAAGUUUUCCCAGGAGAUCGCCUCUCUCAGUGCUGUGAUUGAUCAGCUAGAAGAGAAAUGUCAACAGCCAGACAGUGAAUUCUUGCAGGAUAUCAGAAGCACAUUGUGCAGGUUUGAGAAGGAGCCAUUUCAACCCCCUGAGGAGAUGCCACAAAAGGUGGAGAAGAGACUAAGUGAAUUCUCUGAGAAAAACAUUGCACUUGCAGACAUCAUGAAGAACCUUAAAGAUGGUCUUCCAUCAGAACUGGGAACAGAAUGGGUCAACGUAACCCUUGACACAGAAACGGCAAACCCCCAAGUCAUCAUCUCUGAGGAUCGGAAAAGUGCGAGAUGGGAUGUCACCAGGACAGAUGUGCCACACAAUCCGAAACGGUUCAAGUCCUCUUGCUGCGUGCUGGGCUGUGAAGGGUUCAGUUCUGGGAGGCACUACUGGGAGGUCAAUGUGGAAGAUGGGGGCAUCUGGGCGGUGGGAGUGGCCCGAGGCUCUGUGAGGAGGAAGGUAGAGCUCAAACUUACCCCAGAGGAAGGGAUAUGGGCUCUGCAAGGAGAUUUUGGGCAAUAUCAAGCCCUCACCGUCCCCAUAACGCCUCUGCCCCUCAGCUGCAGUCCAAGAAGGAUCCGGGUUUCUCUGGACUAUGAAAAGGAGCAGGUGGAAUUUUUUAAUGCUGACACAAAGGACUCCAUCUUUAUUUUCCCAUCUGCUUCCUUUUGUGGUGAGAGAGUGUUCCCAUUUUUUAAGGUGUUGCUUGCCCAGUUGACAGUUGAUGGUUGAGGCUGCCUCCAAUUCAUGUGAGGCAAAUUAGCUACCCCUUAAAAUACUUUUACCAACUACACGGCUCUGAGAAUCAGAGGGGGGGGGUACCCAAAAUCUUCCGCCUUCCAGUUCAUGCUGACAGACUGAGGGGUGACUUGUGACCCUUAUUAAGUGACUUAUCAACACAGGAAUGGAUGGUGAAGGGAGUUUACUCCCCAUUUAUUUGGCGGAAAUCAUGAUGGUGCCAUUGUGUGUGUGUGUGUG
Molecule: messenger RNA, 1749 nt
Organism: Pogona vitticeps (central bearded dragon)
Lineage: Eukaryota; Metazoa; Chordata; Lepidosauria; Squamata; Agamidae
Product: zinc finger protein RFP
Molecular function (GO): protein binding; zinc ion binding
Source: RefSeq, a predicted model, not a curated record